This is a messenger RNA of Ostrinia nubilalis (European corn borer), 6241 nucleotides long. RefSeq names its product phospholipid-transporting ATPase ABCA3-like. Lineage: Eukaryota; Metazoa; Arthropoda; Insecta; Lepidoptera; Crambidae. Gene Ontology annotation, biological process: transmembrane transport; lipid transport. Gene Ontology annotation, molecular function: lipid carrier activity; ATP binding; ABC-type transporter activity. The record is from RefSeq and is a predicted model, not a curated record. The coding region runs from base 16 to 4635 and encodes 1539 amino acids. Gene Ontology annotation, cellular component: intracellular membrane-bounded organelle; membrane. The transcript has 30 exons.
ACUGGUAGAGGAUACAUGCCAUUCACCAACGAUUCGGAUAUCUUCGACUUCACCAAAAACAUGCGGCCCGAUGAAGCGAUUGUAAUAUUUCAGAACGUCUCGGAAGGUACCUGGCCAAAAAAGCUCAACUACACGAUCCGAAUGAAGACUCCCUUCAAGACGCACAUGACCACAGCUAUGGACGGCGGCUUGAUGCCUCACCAACGGUUUGGAGCGAUGUACGAGCCUUUCAUGCGACUCCAAUGGGCCAUAGACACCAGCUACAUUCAGAUACUGACCGGCAAACCAGUAGAACAGAAUGUGGUCUUGCAAGAGUUCCCAUACGUGAAGUUCUCCAAAAGCGACUCCGCCGAGCUAGUGACUGCAAUCCUGUUUCCCGUGUGCUGGCUGUCCUUGUUCGUCAACUUCGUGUUCCUCAUGACGCGGCUGCUGCAGGAGCGAGCCAGCGGGAUACAGGAGCUAAUGAAAAUGAUGGGCGUCUCCACCAAUGUCCUCGGCAUGACUCACGUAUUCAACGUCAUGGGUCCGUGCCUAGUUUACUCAGUGGGCGGAACCAUACUGCUAAAAACGGGCGACUACACGCUUCUAGAAAAAUCCAACGGAUUCCUGAUAUUCUUCGCGCUGUAUUCACACUUCUUCGCCACUAUCGCGAUGGCGUUCGCUUGCAGCUACAUCGCUAAGAGCACACAAUACAUCAUAACCCUGGGGACUCUCGCCUACGUAGUGCUAUGGGCGCCUGCUAACCUUCUCUACCAGAACAACAUUCCGAAAUCCCUAGUACUGGCCACCGGCUUUCUGCCCUACGCGCCUAUGGGCUGGAUUUGGGCGGAGAUUGGUGCUCUAGAAAAGAUUGGUCAAGGCCUAACAUUCACGACGAUGAUGUCGUCACACACGAACAAAUCUGGCUCAGCGAUCGCAGCGAUGACGUUGCUGGGACUGCAAGCGGUGUUCUUCUUCGCGCUCGCGUGGUACUUCGACCACGUGCGGCCCGGCCGCUACGGGCACGCGCUGCCGUGGGACUUCCUGCUGCAGAGGUCGUACUGGGUGAAGAACAACGUGAAGCCGGACUCGGCGUCGCGCCAGCUGCAACGGCCGGCGUCGCACGACGAGCGCUACUUCGAGCCGCCUGGCGCUAGGGAGGUGGGCAUCAGCGUGCAUAACGUCACCAAGAUGUUCCCAAAACAACGCGCGCUAAACGACGUGUCUCUGGACGUGUACAAAGGUGAAAUCACCAUCCUGCUGGGACACAACGGCGCUGGAAAGACCACGCUUAUGUCCAUCAUCACUGGUAUGAUCGGGCCAACGUCAGGCAAGGUCCUGGUGAAUGGUCUAGACAUGUCCUCGGAGAAGGAGGCAGCACGGCAGCACAUCGGGCUGUGCCCGCAGCACAACCUGUUCUUCCCAGACCUCACUGUACUGGAGCACGUCAUGUUCUUCACGCUGCUCAAAGGCUCAUCCUUCUUCGAAGCGCGAAUCUCUUCUCUGGCUCUACUGGACAAACUGGGCAUCAAGGCCAAAGCAGACAAUAUGAGCGACGAACUAUCCGGCGGCAUGAAACGGCGACUUCAGCUGGCGUGUGCACUUGCUGGGAACGCGCGAGUGCUUAUACUGGACGAGCCCACGUCUGGGCUUGACGUGGAGACGCGCCGGGAGCUGUGGGACCUGCUACUGUCGCUGCGAGGCUCUCGCACCGUCCUGCUGUCGACUCACUUCAUGGAGGAAGCGGACGCUUUAGGCGACCGCGUGGCGGCGCUGCACGCCGGCCAGCUGCGGUGCCACGCCACGCCCAUGUACCUCAAGAGGGCCUUAGGCACCGGCUACCGUCUCACCUUCACCACGAUCGGCCAGCCCAAAGAAGACCCUAUGACCAACGUAAUACAGUCCAUAGUUCCGGAUGCGGCCGUCAAGGAAACCACCAUCAACUCGAUAUCGUACAACCUUCCCGCGGCAAGCAGCAAGCAUUUCCCGAGCUUGUUCACUAAACUGGAAUCUCAGCGAUCGGAGCUGGGAAUUGACUCAAUUGGAGUUGGGAUAACCACGCUUGAGGAGGUGUUCUUAAGAUUAUGCAGUGACGUCGACACUUCGCGCUCGCAAGAUGAACUUGACGGAAAUCUUGGAGGCAUGGCUUCAGAACCGACGUUUAACAUUCUCUCCGGACCGCGCCUGUACAUUCGUCAAAUACUGAUGCUGAUGAAACGUCAAUUGCUCUUCCUAUGGUACAAGAGGAUGUAUUUCUUCAGUUUGCAAGUACUAAUCCCAGUGCUUCUAAUGUGCACAUUCACGCUGAAUUCCAACAACGCGGCGACCGGCGACGUUGACAACCCUGCUCUGGCCAUGAACCUGGACGUGUACAAGGAUAUGCCUGGAUACAGGAUGCUCUACAACCUGCCCAAGGGCGAAGCCUCCUUGAAGCCGCUGGACGCCUAUCCUAACGUGAAGUUUGAGGAGACUGGUGAUGUCAAUGAAGCGGUUCUAAACGCCGGCAGGCGUAGCGUGUUGGAAUACAACCAAUAUCUGGCUGGAGUAGAACUCAACGACACUGAAGCGAAGGUGAUGUACACAACAUUAGUUCGCCACGCAGCACCCUCAGCCCUGAACCUUUUGACGAACCUACUAGCAGCGCGCGUGUUACCCUGGGCUGGCGGCAAAACGCUCACCACCAUCAACCACCCCUUACCAGGCGCGCAAGUGCCGUACAUGACGGAUACCAUCGUGCAGCCUAAGGCCAUGGUGAACUCUGUCACUUGGGGCGUGAUCUUGGUGUUUGUGUUCCUCUCUGCCAUAUCUGGAGCCGCCUCACUCCCAUGCCGUGAGCGCGUGACCGGCGCCCGUCACAUCCACAUUAUGGCGGGAUGUCCUGCAGAACUGCACUGGGCAGCCACUCUGCUGUUCCAUACAUUGAUACAUGCGACCACACUGAUAGUGCCUGCUAUGAUCAUCUGUGCUGCGCUGGACGACGAUAAGACAUUUACGGACCCGAAAUUUAUAAUGUGUCUGGGCCUGUCGCUGGUGCUGGGCCUGAUGGCGUUCCUGGCGCUGACGUACCUCGUCAGCUUCUACUUCCAGGAGAACGGCACCGGCGGCGUGCUUUUCUGCUCCAUCAUACUAUUUGUACUCGUAAUGCCGAUGCUAAAAGCCGUAGGCAGCAUGAAAAUGGAGAGAUCGUUCUCCGACCGUCUGCUGUCUGUGUCUAGCGCAGUGGCGCCCCCACAUACGCUAGUUUCUGCCGUCCUGGAUAGCAUAUUCACGGCGCGACACAACACGCUCUGCAACCUGAACCGGGACAAGUGCCCCGUGUUGCCAGUAGCAGAGUCAGACUUCGAUAUCGACGCUUGCUGCACAUCAGAUCCUAAUACUAACGCGUUCUGCUACUUCUGCCUGGACGAAGGCGCGCCCGGAAAAUGGCUGUUUUACAUGUUCGGUCAAAUUGUCAUCUUGAUGACUCUGGUAUUCCUGACGCAACGCGGGCUAUUCAAGCGUAUGUGGGACGCAGCGCUGAACGCGCGAUAUGCACCGCCCGCGCCGCGCUUUAACGACGAGGUCGUGAGGGCCGAGCGAGCUUACGUCGAGAAGGCCAUCGAGCUACCGGACAGACAGAUCGCGGACGCGCUGCUAGCGUCUGACAUCCACAAGCGUUACCGCGGCCUCUGCAGCAGCUGCAACGCUGUCAAGGGCGUCAGCUUCUCCGUCAAAAAAGGCGAAUGCUUCGGUCUACUGGGCGUGAAUGGCGCGGGCAAAUCAAGCAUGUUCCAAGUACUGACGGGCGAGCAGUGGCCCACGAGGGGACGCAUCUUCGCCAACGGACAGCGCAUGGACGGCUACUCGGCGCAGUACCUUCGUGGCCUCGGCUACUGCCCGCAAUUCUCGGGCCUAGACGAGUUCCUUACCGGCCGCCAGAACCUGAACCUGUUGUUGGCGCUACGCGGCCUGUGCGCCGGCGACGCCGCCGCCGAAGCGCUGGCAUGGAUCAACGUUGUUGGCCUGCAAAAGUACAUCGACCGCAAAGUGAUAGGCUACAGCGGCGGCUGCGUGCGUCGGCUGGCGGCCGCGGCGGCACUGUGCAACGGAGCCCCACUUACAUUGCUAGAUGAGCCUACUUCUGGCGUGGAUGUAUCGGCUCGCCGCCGAGUCUGGGCUGCCUUACGACGCGGGUUGAAGAACCAGCGAUCUAUUAUCAUCACUUCGCAUAGCAUGGACGAGAUGGAAGCUCUAUGCACGCGUAUAUGCAUAAUGUCUGCGGGCGAGGCGUGCGCGCUCGGCUCGCCGGCUGGUCUGCGCGCGCGCCACGCCGCCGGCCACGCCGUGCUCAUCAAGGUGCGCGCCGACCACGCCGACCGCGACCAGCACCCGGCGGGAGACGAGGUGGACUCCUCCAAGACCCUGGUGAACCAGCUGAAAGGAAUGCUGCAGCAGAAAUUCAACUGCACCCUCAAAGAUGAACACAAGACGAUGCUUCACUACCACAUCAACGAAACGAUGCAGUACAGCAGUCUGUUCCAAGAGCUGGAGCAACUCAAGGCGUCGUUCCCGACCCUGGUGGAAGACUACUCCGUCACCGAGACAACCCUGGAGGAGGUGUUCCUGUCUUUCGCCAAGCCGCCACCGGAGCCCGAGGGCCCCGCCAGACCAGUCUAAACCACCAUUAAGAAGCAGUGCAGGUAUAUCAAACCAAUAGAACCGGCACAGGAUAGCACUUAAAACCGUAAAGCAAAUCCUAUAAUCUAAAAGACGAAGCACACUUAUCAACCCGGAAACGGAUCGUAACCGUAUCAACUCGAGGCGGUCAGUAUUAUUUAAAAACGGGACUAUUACCACCUCUCGUUCCCACCACUGCAACUCCUGUGCAGCCAGGAUCUACAGCUUGACCGCCAUAAAAACCCAACCAAUGAAGGUCAAGUUGUCCCAGGGGAAAGUUAAACUGUCAUUGGACCCGCAACGAAAUUAAUCAGAAGAACAUAGGAGUUCGAAGUUAAGGUGCGACUUCCCUCCAUUGCAAAGCGGAUGACAGGUGACAAACAAAGGUUUAAAACCUUUUAAGAAAAUAUUAUGCACCAGUAUUAUUUGUAUGAAACUCCAUACUGCAACGCACUUAUCCGCACCGUAACGUAAACGCCUCACCUCGCGGCGAAAAGCGAUACGGUGUUCCCUUUCCGGGUUGACAAGUGUGCUAUCUUAAGAGUCCCCGCAGACGACAGGCUUUGUUGGUGUGAACAAGUAUGAAAAGAUAAGACUUAGGCUGGGUUGCACCAUCUUACUUUAACUUUGACAAACGUCAAAAAUCUGUCAAACUCCAUACAAAAAGCACCGGUUUUCGUCAUAGUUACCGUUAAAGUUAGGUGGUGCAACUCGGCCUUAGUCGUCAUACAAAUUAAAAGACCAUACUAUAGACUAUUACUCUGCGGGGACUAAGGACUCCUGCACACCGCCUUUUUUCAGCGUGUUUCAUGCAAUAAGAACGCGCUUUGUACGCGACAUUAUCACAAUCAUUGUAAUUACAUAGCAAAGCAAUCAAAUUUAGUAGCGAUAUCCUAAAAGCGCAUUGACGGCGCGCCUGAAAAAAGUGGUGUGCAUGAACCUUAAAGACUAAACUCCCUCAUUUAUUUAUAUAAUUUACUUCUAAACUGUCCUCUGCGGUCCAAACUACACGCCCUAAGGGCUAGUUUAUUUCGUCCAGAAGAUUAUAUUUAUUUAGUUAAAACAAUACACCACAGUAGAUAUACAUAGCUCUGAUACUGUGGCAAAAAUUAUCCCUAUGAUCGUAGAGCUUACUAUGGCAGGGAUAGAAGAGAGGUCCUAUAGAAAAUCUUAGUAAAGACAUAUUUUUGAAACAUUAGAAUUCCGUCAUUAUUUGAAUGCUUCAAAAAUUAAGUGACGACUUUUGUCACAAAUUAUCAGUUAUUCAUUAUAUUUAACUUAAUAAUAAUAACUAGAAACGGCCAUUAUUCUUAUUUUCAUGAUAUAUCAUACUGUUUACGUCGAUUUAGUUCAAUUGUAUAAAACCAAAAAUAAAGCCACUUUAUUUUGGCUAUUACAUAUUCCUUAAAGUUAACUUAUAUGCCAAAUAUUAACCGGAAAACAAUGUACAAAACGAAUGCAGUUAGAUUAUUUACUAACCACAUAACCCUCACUAUAAAUAAAGUUAGUACCUCACUUUUAAAAGUUAAAACUGUACUCAGAUUAAAGCCCGUUUUCACCAUUAAUUCCUAAUUUUUAUGUGACCCCUAUGGUAACACAUAACAGG